GUUCCUCCUGUUGACGUCAGUUUGUCAUUGGGAGCUACUGUGCUGCACCUAAAGUAAACCGUUUCUGUCGUAUCACUGUCUACCGGCGUUCGCUUCUGCCAAUUAGAGAUUGGUGCGAGUGGACUCGCGCUUUUCCAAAGCACAGCCAUGUGCAGCUGUGUGCGGAGCUCCAGGGCUCUGUCCCCUGUCCUGCUCCCAAGGCUGCGGCUUGUCCCCCACAUGGGCUACAGACCAGCCGGCAGGGGCCUUUGGACCUCACCCCACCUCAUGGCAGUCAAUGGAGACUCCAAUCUGCUCCCGCUGCCCAGUCAGGCGAGGGUGGUUAUCUGUGGAGGAGGAAUUGUGGGAUCUUCUGUUGCCUACCACCUGGCCAAACUAGGCUGGACUGACAUUGUGCUCCUGGAGCAGGGCAGACUCGGUGCAGGAACAACUAGACUCUGUGCUGGAAUUGUCAGUGUGGCAAAGCCAAUAUCUAUUGAGUGUCAAAUGUCCAACUACUCCAACGGUCUUUACGAACAGCUGGAGAAAGAGACAGGAAUCAAAACAGGCUAUGUGAAGACAGGGUCACUGUGUCUGGCUCAAAAUCAGGAUCGCUUUAUCUCUCUGAAGCGUCUGGCAUCCAGACUAAAAGUCAUGGGAAUCAACUGUAAUAUUAUUAAGCCCAAAGAGAUAGCAAAACUCCACCCUCUCAUCAAUAUCCAUGACCUGGUCGGAGCCCUCCACCUCCCUUCAGAUGCAGUGGUGUCGCCACCUGAAGUUAAUCAUGCUCUGGCCGUAGCUGCCGCUGGACAAGGGGUUCAGAUACUGGAGCGGACCAGUGUUCAGCAGGUUCUGGUUGAGAAAGGUCACGUUACGGCAGUGGAGACGGACCGGGGUUCGAUCGAGUGUGACUACUUUGUCAACUGUGCUGGACAGUGGGCCUAUGAGCUGGGCCAGGCAAGUGAGACCAAGGUGUCUGUUCCACUCCAUGGCUGUGAACACUUCUACCUCCUCACAAAACCGCUCCAGGAGCCCCUUCCAGGAAACAUGCCAGUGGUAAUUGAUAUGGAUGGCAGGAUAUAUGCACGGCCUUGGCAGGGAGGUGUUCUGUCGGGGGGCUUUGAGAAAAACCCAAAGCCAAUCUUCACUGAGGGUCGCAACCAGCUGGAGGUGCAGAACAUGCAGGAAGAUUGGGACCACUUUGAGCCAAUGCUGAAUGCUCUGCUGAGGAGAAUGCCCAAUCUAGAGUCUGCUGAGAUCCAUCAGCUGGUCAACUGUCCAGAGUCCUUCACUCCUGAUAUGCGCUGUCUAAUGGGUGAGACACCCGGGGUUUCUGGCUACUACGUGCUCGCAGGGAUGAACUCGUCCGGUUUGGCUUUUGCUGGAGGAGCUGGCAAGUACCUUGCCGAGUGGAUGACCUACGGUUAUCCGACUGCCAACGUUUGGCCACUGGACAUCAAACGCUUUGGUAAUCUGCAGAGCAGCCGGACUUUCCUGAGACACAGAGUGAUGGAGGUCAUGCCUCUGCUCUAUGAACUGAAGGUCCCUCGCUGGGACUUUCAGACUGGGCGUCAGCUCCGGACCAGCCCUCUGUACGACCGCUUGGACACUCAGGGAGCGCGGUGGAUGGAGAAACAUGGAUUUGAAAGGCCCAAAUAUUUUGUUCCCCAUGGAAAAGACCUCCUGUCUCUGGACCAGAGUAAGACCUUCUACAAACCCGACUGGUUUGACAUUGUCGGGGCGGAAGUGAAAUGCUGCAAAGAGGCCGUGUGUGUCAUUGACAUGUCGUCCUUCACAAAGUUUGAGCUGACUUCCACCGGAGACCAGGCCCUGCAGCUGCUGCAGCAUCUGUGUGCUAACGACCUGGACGUCCCCGUCGGACACAUCGUCCACACCGGCAUGUUGAACGAAAGAGGAGGCUACGAGAACGACUGCAGCGUGGUUCGCAUCAGCAAGAACAGCUUCUUCAUCAUCUCUCCCACAGACCAGCAGGUCCACUGUUGGUCCUGGAUCAAGAAACACAUGCCAAAUGACCCACAGCUCCACCUAGAGGAUGUCAGCUGGAAGUACACAGCUUUGAAUCUUAUUGGUCCUCGUGCCAUGGAUGUUCUGGCUGAGCUGUCGUAUGUUUCCAUGACUCCAGAUCACUUCCCCUCAAUGUUCUGUAAGGAAAUGAGUGUGGGCUACGCUAAUGGGAUCCGAGUCAUGAGCAUGACCCACACGGGGGAGCCAGGCUUCAUGCUCUACAUACCUAUAGAGUAUGCUCUGCACGUCUACAACGAGGUGAUGUCUGUGGGUCAGAAGUACGGGAUUCGCAAUGCAGGCUACUACGCUCUGCGCAGCCUGCGCAUAGAGAAGUUCUUUGCUUUCUGGGGUCAGGACCUGGAUUCUUUCACCACCCCACUGGAGUGUGGACGAGAGUUCAGGGUCAAGUUUGACCAGGACACGGACUUCCUCGGUCACAAGGCGUUACUGCAGCAGCGUCACGACGGCGUCUUUCGGCGAUUCGUCAUGCUGGUUCUGGACGAUCACGACACCGAGUUGGAUCUGUGGCCGUGGUGGGGGGAGCCCAUCUACCGCAACGGUCAGCUGGCCGGAGCAACGACCAGCAGCGCCUUCAGUUACACGCUGGAGCGUCACGUCUGCCUCGGAUACGUUUCUCCACCGCCCGGAACCGAAGGCGCUGCCACGCCCAUCACUCCUGACUUCAUCAACCGUGGGGACUAUGAGGUGGACAUCGCUGGCCAGCGCUACCCAGCCAAAGCCAAACUCUACCCUUUUAGUUCUCUUUUUACCCAACAGAAACGUCGCAAGGAAGACAUGGAGCUCAGCAACCUCCAUGUGAAGUGAUGCAGAAGUUAAUAGAGAAAAAAACAAAACAAAAAAAAAACACUACUUUCUUUAGUGUCAAUAUCGAUGUGCACCAAAUCCAGUCCUACACCCAGGCCCGGGUCAUUCUUUCCAUACUACUUUGAAGUCGAGUCAGAGGUUAAUUUCUGUUGUGUGACCUUUGACCUUGACCACUCAAGGAAGCAUGGGGCAAACUGAAACAUCAUGAAGUGUCAGGCCCCGUAAAGCGAUUCAAUUAAUCACUAAAUUCAAAUAAUAUAUAAUUAAUUUAAUUGCGGGUAUUAAUUAUUUUUGUAAUUGAUUGGAUUAAACCUUGGCCUUGACCACAAAAAAUAUAAAAUUUAAAUAUAUCGUUAUUGAAAUGACUAUGCUACAAAAGUGUAUAUAAAAUACCCAGAGAUAUAUAGAAAAAACACUAACAUGAAAAUACAUAUAAAAAAAAAUACAGUUUUUUUUUUCUUCCCACAUUUUGAAGCGUUUCCACAAUCAAACACUUUUAACCUUCGAGAUCUGGUCUCUUCUGAAGUGGCUUCAUGUUCGUGGAGCUCCAGGGUCGCGUGCAGCAGAGACAUGAAUUAAAUGAUGCUUUGAUUUAGAAAAAAUGUUGUAAUUAUUUUCUUAAUUGGUUCAUUGUGGAUAAGUCAAGUAAUCAUUUCUAUUCAAAUUUCUUGAUCAGUUCUGAGUAUGCAUGCACGGAACCACAUGUCAAAUCCCAACUUUCUUUGCGCCUGCGUUACGGUGCAGGUAGUUUUUGGAGACGCUAUUUUGAAAAUGACCCAGGCCUGACCUUGCAGUGCCAACAUAUCUCUCUCUCCUCCUUUUAAACCCAGAGAGCUGUUGGUUCAAUCACUCCAUGUCCCACAUACAGUACAUGUAAGUUCAACUGUAUCAUUGUAUCUCUCUCCUUUUAAGUGCAAUAUAUUUACAGAAACUGAGUUCUCAUGGAAAUUGAGCUCAUCAAUGUCAGCACUUCUUUUUGAUCCCUGUUUUUUGUUUUGUUUUUCCUUUACACUCGGAGACUCGUUCAGUGGAAAUAUCUGCAGUUAAGUGCCUUUGUCAAGGUCACACCAUCGCUGGCUCUUUUCCGCUUUUCACUCAGUUCACUUUAACUCACCAAGAAGGGAAAAUGCUUCAGACCGACAACGUUCUGUAGUCACAGACACUGUGCAGUCUGAAGUAAAGAAAGACAAACUCACUUGGUUUAGAAUGCAGAAGAUGGAUAGAACCAGGUGUUUUUGCUGCUGUAAAGAAUGUGUGUGAUGUGAUUUGACAUCAUACACAUUAAUGAAGAAAAACGUCGUCUUCCUAACCUGGGGAGAAAGAUGUAAUUCAUUUAGAACUGUUUGUUUUGUUUGCCGCCCAUCACUCCUCCUACAUGUUAUCUCUUAUGAAAGUCUUCCCACACUCUAAAAAGCCUUAUCUUAUAUAUGUUUUCAACAACUCACUCCUUUUUUUUAAUUUUUACAGUUAUCUAUUUCAACCUGUUAUUCGUGCUGUGAUGUUUUGAUCUUUCGUUGAUGUGCAGUUAAAUAUUUGUCGGUUUUUGAGUGAUCGAUAGUUAAGGGAAAUUCCAAAUGGGUAGACAUCAGCAGGAGUUAUAACUGAGGUGACAGUCGGAGCCAAAAACAAAAAAAAAAGAAAAGUCUAACUUUGAUGAUCUGUAGAGUUUCUUUGGCCCGGAGUUUUGAUGUUUGUGUAAAGAAUGGACUACAAUGUGGAAUAAAGUCGUGUAUUUUUGUA
Molecule: messenger RNA, 4569 nt
Organism: Cynoglossus semilaevis (tongue sole)
Lineage: Eukaryota; Metazoa; Chordata; Actinopteri; Pleuronectiformes; Cynoglossidae
Gene: pdpr
Product: pyruvate dehydrogenase phosphatase regulatory subunit
Exons: 19
Coding region: 148-2829 (893 amino acids)
Cellular component (GO): mitochondrion
Molecular function (GO): protein binding
Source: RefSeq, a predicted model, not a curated record